Durotheca rogersii is the source of this 1170-nucleotide messenger RNA. RefSeq lists its product as uncharacterized. Bases 211 to 960 code for a protein of 249 amino acids. The record is from RefSeq and is a predicted model, not a curated record. NCBI's taxonomy places the organism in Eukaryota, Fungi, Ascomycota, Sordariomycetes, Xylariales, Xylariaceae. The transcript has a single exon.
GCUUCGCUUGCGCGAUAGCGUCACGAAAUCAUGCGCCGAGCAUGGGUCACAGCCAUCUCGCUCCUGUGGCACGAGCUUCGGACCAUUCCCCGCCAAUAUCUCUUCGCCGUGUGACCUCAGCGGGCAGCACAGGCUGCUACACCACCGGCGUGGCUUCAUCCGGCUUCGUCGCGUCUGCCAGUCUCUCGCUGCAUUGCACGAUACCGGCGAAUGGAGGCGACAUCCAGUUCCGGCCUCGGCCCCGACCUGGAGCGUCGCAGAAGUACCGCCAACAUACGACGUAGACAUUCCUUACUAGCCUUGGGUAUUCAUCUUGGACAACGCCAUUCCACGUCUCCUUGCCUGCGAACUCGCCAUAUACAUACGCACACAUAUAUAUAUGCGCACCUACGAGGCCUGACGCCCGCCCAAUUGCUCGGUAUCUCCCCCCGUCCCCUUCCCCAAAUACCAGCGAUAGCCGGCGCAUCGUUCGCAUACGCCACACUUCCAUUUGUCGAUUUCGCCCCACGUUGGGUAUCUACAGGCUCUCGGCAUCGUCUAAUUGGGCAACCCGUAGGGAACGGGAAACAAGCGACCAGGUGUGGCAGGGGGAGAAGUAGGGGGGAAGGGCUGAACGGCUCUCCCCGUGCUCCUCCUCCUCCCUGCUCCAACAUAUUUAGUAGCUUGCCGUGUGGGCGUCCACAUCGACAAAGCCACGAACUAAUCCCGCCGUUGGUUUGUCCACCGCUAUCUACGCGUGCCCUCUUCGCUUACCGACUUCCUUGUGGUCAGGAGAAAGCUGGGUGCUCGCCCUACCCUCUUUCUAGCUCCCCCGUAGAAUCGACCGUAACCGCCAGAAAGCAAUCUCUUAGGUGGCCAGCGGAGGAGCACACAGUUCGCGAUCUCACUCUCAGCAAUAGCUUAUCCAUGCCAAUCACGACCAGCACAGUGUGUAUGAAGCCGUGCCUGACCCGCGGAUGACUGUCCAACCAAGACCUCUGUAUCGAAAGGCUUCACACCCGACACCGCCGGCUGCAUAGGUGGUUUCAAACCUACCCCGAGUCUUGGAAACCCGCAUCUUGUUUCUCCUGCUCGACCUACAUCAACCCCACAAAAUGCUCUCUCGUCGUGUACUCGCCUUUCGGUCGGCCGCGACCUAGGCGCGAUUGCAUCAUGAACUACCCUCUAGAC